CUCUUAUGCUGAUGCGUGCACUGAAACCUGGCUCUCCUCUCCUCUACCUUCUCUUCUCCAACGACCUGAGCUUUAGUUCACGUUCACGCUCACGCACAAACUACAAAGCCCACGGAGAUCUCAUCUAGCACUAGCACACAAGCUUCUUCUUCCUUCUUCAAUGGCGAUAGAGAGAGAUAGAUAAUAUUAGGGUUUUGGAUCUAUCACUCCGGACCGAGAGUGAGAGAGAGAUGGACGUGGAGAGGUCUUCGCUGUGCAAUUGCGUGGUGAACUUUCUGUUGGAGGAGAGGUAUUUGUUGACGGCAUUCGAGCUACUCCACGAGCUUCUAGACGAUGGCCGUGACGCCCAGGCUAUUCGCCUCAAGGAGUUCUUCUCCGAUCCCUCUCAAUUCCCUCCCGAUCAGAUCUCUCGCUUCAAUACUCUUCGAGGUUCUCUCUCUCUCUCUCUCUCUCUCUCUCUCUCUCUUUCUAUCAGGAAGGAUUGCAUGACAUUGUUUGAUAAUGCAAUAAAAAAUAUGGGUUUAUUGAAUGGGGGGACAAUGGUGCUAUUGAAUGGAAGGUAUGAUAAACCUGAGGAAAUUUCACAGGAGUUGUUAAUGAGUCAUUUGAAUGAUGAUAAUCCUUUUGAAAACACUGGAAAUGUUUCCAAACAAAAUGGUGAACCACGAUCAGAAGAAAGCAGACUCCUAAAAUCAGACAAUUUAUCUGGUGAAGCUGUUUCUGAUAAUAUGGGCUUAGGAACCAUACAGAUCUUGGCAGAUGCCUUGCCUAAGAUUGUACCUUAUGUCUUGAUCAACCACCGUGAGGAGCUUCUUCCCCUGAUAAUGUGUGCGAUUGAGCGUCAUCCAGAUAGCAGCACUAGAGAUUCCUUGACCCACACAUUGUUUAAUCUAAUCAAACGCCCAGAUGAGCAACAGAGACGAAUUAUAAUGGAUGCAUGCGUUAGCCUUGCUAAGAAUGUUGGUGAGAUGAGAACUGAAACAGAAUUGCUUCCCCAGUGCUGGGAACAAAUAAAUCACAUGUAUGAGGAACGUAGGUUGCUUGUUGCUCAAUCAUGUGGAUUGCUUGCAGAAUUUGUCCGGCCUGAGAUUCGUGAUUCUCUUAUUUUGUCCAUUGUGCAACAAUUGAUAGAAGAUUCUGCAACUGUUGUCCGGGAGGCUGCUGCUCAUAAUCUGGCAUUGCUGCUUCCGCUCUUUCCAAAUGUGGACAAAUAUUUCAAGGUGGAGGAGCUCAUGUUCCAAUUGGUCUGCGAUCCUUCUGGAGUAGUGGUGGAAACUACACUCAAAGAAUUGCUUCCUGCAGUGAUAAAUUGGGGAAACAAAUUGGACCACAUUUUGAGAGUUUUACUCUCUCACAUCUUGAGCUCUGCUCAGCGCUGUCCACCUCUUUCGGGGGUUGAAGGGUCUGUGGAGUCACAUCUUCGUGUUUUAGGAGAACGAGAGCGCUGGAAUGUUGACGUUUUACUAAGAAUGCUCAUAGAAUUGCUUCCUUAUGUGCACCAGAAAGCAGUUGAGACAUGCCCAUUUUCUUCUGUUCCUGAAACAAUGGGCAAACAAUUUUCAACCUCCUUGCUUGAGUUGUAUGCGGGGGGACAUGUUGAAUGGCCUGCAUUUGAAUGGAUGCAUGUCGACUGCCUUCCUGAUUUGAUUCAGCUUGCGUGCUUGUUACCUCAGAAAGAAGAUAGUUUACGAAAUCGAACUACAAAGUUUUUGCUGGCUCUAUCUGAACAUCUUGGGGAUUCGUAUCUUACACAUAUAAUGCUGCCUGUAUUCUUGGUAGCAGUUGGGGAUAAUGCUGAUUUGACAUUUUUCCCUUCCACCAUCCAAUCUAGAAUAAAGGGUUUGAGGCCAAGAACUGCUGUGGCCGAGAAGCUAGCUACUCUGUGUGUCCUACCACUACUCUUGGCAGGUGUUCUGGGUGCUCCUAACAAGCAUGGACAAUUAGCAGAGUACUUGAGAAAGUUGUUAGUUGAAGGUAGCAUGAAGGAAAGUCAGCCAACAAAGCGUAAUGAGAUUGUUGAUGCUGUCCGUUUCCUCUGCACAUUUGAAGAACAUCAUGGUAUGAUAUUUAAUAUUCUAUGGGAAAUGGUUGUCAGCUCCAACGUAAAUAUGAAAAUCAGUGCUGCCAAUUUGUUGAAAGCCAUUGUACCAUAUAACGAUGCAAAAGUUGCUUCUACUCAUGUUUUGCCUGCCCUAAUUACUUUGGGCUCUGACCAAAACCUGAAUGUGAAGUACGCAAGCAUAGAUGCAUUUGGAGCUGUGGCCCAGCAUUUUAAAAAUGAUAUGAUUGUUGAUAAGAUACGUGUACAAAUGGAUGCUUUUCUUGAAGAUGGAUCUCAUGAAGCUACUGUUGCUGUGGUUCAUGCAUUGGUGGUUGCUGUACCACACACAACGGAAAGAUUACGAGAUUAUCUUUUGUCCAAGAUUUUCCAGCUCUCAGCUACGCCAACUUCUGCAAGUGACGUGAUGCGCCGCCGUGAAAAAGCCAAUGCAUUUUGUGAGGCAAUCCGUGCUCUAGAUACUACAGAUCUUCCUGCAACUAGUGUUAGAGACUUCCUCCUACCUGCAAUUCAGAACCUAUUAAAAGACUCAGAUGCACUGGAUCCAGCACACAAGGAAGCCCUCGAAAUCAUGAUGAAGGAAAGAUCUGGUGGAACUUUUGAGACAAUUAGUAAGGUGAUGGGUGCUCAUCUUGGGCUUGCCUCGUCAGUGAGCAGUUUCUUUGGUGAGGGUGGGCUGUUGGGCAAGAAAGAAAACGCAGAGCCACCGCCACCAGAGCCUGUUGAGUCACCAAAGCCAGUGUCACCUAUGCCAGCAGACGACACUAGAUUCAUGCGUAUCAUGAGGGGCAAUUUCACAGACAUGCUUAGGACUAAAGCAAAGAGCCCAGAGGAAACUCAGAACCAAUGAAGUUGGAAUUUCCCCUAUAAAUGGCUAUGGAGAGAAUUUUUGUUUUUUAAUCUCCUAAUAUGUCAGGUAAAGUGGUUGUUCCCUGUUUAUGAGGUCGCGAUUUGCUGAAAGACAAACUUCCUUUUAUUACUUAAUUCUUUUGUUGGUGUGUUUUUUAGGAAAUAUUCUUUUCUUUUGUUGGUUUCAUAAGCAAAAGGAAAUAAAAGAGAGAGAGAGAGAGA
Molecule: messenger RNA, 3130 nt
Organism: Quercus lobata
Lineage: Eukaryota; Viridiplantae; Streptophyta; Magnoliopsida; Fagales; Fagaceae
Product: RAB11-binding protein RELCH homolog
Exons: 17
Coding region: 231-2909 (892 amino acids)
Biological process (GO): intracellular cholesterol transport
Cellular component (GO): trans-Golgi network; recycling endosome
Molecular function (GO): protein binding
Source: RefSeq, a predicted model, not a curated record